AUGAUCGAUGCCUUUUUCAACUUCGCCGAUGAUAUACCGCCUCCUCCACCGUCUAUGAAUGCUUCCAACACCAUAAUCCAAACUGACAACGUCUAUGAAGCCCCAAGAAAGGUUCCUGAAGAGGUCCCUUUGGUCGACAACGAGGAGUCUGACGGCAGUGUGCAUUCGCAUAUUUUCUCGACGUCGAAGGUACCACCAAUAACUCCUCCUACUCUAAUCCGAAGGAGGAAAGCUCAGGCUAAAAAGACCUCUUCGAAGGCGACUACUUCGAUUAUGAACCCAACAGUCCCAGAUGACCUUGAGGAGGUCUUUGCCCCUCAUGAUCCAGAUAGAACUCCUCCUAUUUCUCCGCCUCACGUGGCCCCUCAGCCUGUUGCUGUGGACGAGGCUGUUGACGAUACUGUUGAGAAGAUUGUUGCUGAUUGUGUUGCUGCUGAUGAUAUUGCUGAUGUUGCUGAUGUUGAUAAUUAUCCCAGAAAACAGAAUAUGAUCGAUGCCUUUUUCAACUUCGCCGAUGAUAUACCGCCUCCUCCACCGUCUAUGAAUGCUUCCAACACCAUAAUCCAAACUGACAACGUCUAUGAAGCCCCAAGAAAGGUUCCUGAAGAGGUCCCUUUGGUCGACAACGAGGAGUCUGACGGCAGUGUGCAUUCGCAUAUUUUCUCGACGUCGAAGGUACCACCAAUAACUCCUCCUACUCUAAUCCGAAGGAGGAAAGCUCAGGCUAAAAAGACCUCUUCGAAGGCGACUACUUCGAUUAUGAACCCAACAGUCCCAGAUGACCUUGAGGAGGUCUUUGCCCCUCAUGAUCCAGAUAGAACUCCUCCUAUUUCUCCGCCUCACGUGGCCCCUCAGGAACAUAUGGCUGAUUCGACUCCGACCGAACCUGUGGCAGAAGAGAGGGGCGACAAUCAAACUGUUGAGGUUGUCUUGAGCCCACAAAAGCAAAUUGAGUUUCAAAGUGUCUCGCCUGAGAUCCAACAAAAUCCCAUUUCUCAACCACCCCAAGACCUCCAAAUGUUGUUGACGAAGGGAGUUCUACCGACAUUUUGA
Molecule: messenger RNA, 1053 nt
Organism: Lathyrus oleraceus (garden pea)
Lineage: Eukaryota; Viridiplantae; Streptophyta; Magnoliopsida; Fabales; Fabaceae
Exons: 6
Coding region: 1-1053 (350 amino acids)
Source: RefSeq, a predicted model, not a curated record